ACUUAAAAGGAUAUCUCUGCAAGUUGUUUUGACUUCCACGAGGUCCUUUGGUGAUUACAACUAAAGAUAUUACAUAUAUUAAAAACAACUUUUGGGAAAGAGAAUAGAUAUUUAAAAAAGACACAGUAUGUAAAGUGGGGAUAGAGAAAAAAAAAGAUUUUGAGAGGAGCAGGGUAGGGACAGCGUGAAGACUUCACAAUGUUAGAAGAAGAGAAGGAAGUAGGAUCAGAAAUCUGCAUGCAGUGAAGGUCCUGCAAGGGCGCAUCUUUGGAGAAGUAAGGUAAUCAGGCUCGUGUUGAAUCAACCACAUCCUCUAGACAGUCGACUUAGGAUCCUUCAUGAGGCCCUUCUGCUAAAGGGCUACUAGUGUUGUUGUGUCUGACCCAUGUUGUUGAGUUAAAACUUGUUUUGUAAAUGUCACUUUAACUUGUGCGUUGUAUUUACGUAGUGGCUCUAACAUGUGGUCUACUAGAACCUUUAUUAUAUAGCCUUGGUCCUAUAUAACUUUGGGAGGCUUUGUUUUGAACUUGCUGCUAUCAUUUUGUUAUUACAGGCUCUUAUAAUAUUUUGGAUAGUUCAUAUUUUAGGGAAGACCCUGCCGAAUUUUCUAUAGAAAAUUCCUUGAAGCAUAAAUAUGUCAUAUAUAGAUAUUAUAAAGUCUUUCCAUCUCUAUGCGCAAUUAGUUAAGGCUUGCUAGGUUAGGAUGAUUAACCUAUGCGCCGGUCACCAUCUAGGUUGGGUCGUGACAAAAUUGGUAUCAGAGCCUGGUCAUCUUUGAUAGGGUUAUGAAUGUGAUACGUACUUGAGCAUAAUCAUGCUCAUGACCAGGCUGUUCAGUCUCUUCUAGACAUUUUACUGAAAUAUAUCUUGCUUAUGAUGUGAUUUGAUUGAUACUUUCCUAAUCUAACUUGACUUUGUCUUACCUUGCCAUUAUAGACAAAUAUGCCACCUCGAAUGCGUGGUAGAGGAGUCCCUCUUGAUGAAUCGAGUGAUGAGAGUACUGUAUCGCAAAGCCUUAGGGGUCGUGGUUGGAGGGGUCGUGCACCUGUUUUUCAGAGAGGACAUGGUCGUCGUGGACGUGUUGGAGGACCCCGAAUAGAGGCCCAUGGGGAUCUCGCUUCCUCACCAUCAACUGGGCAAGCUGUGGGGAUGGCUGAUGUAGUUGCUGGGUUAGCAAAGACUCAUCAGUCCAUUGAGUUAUUGGCUGGUGCAGUGUUAGGGCAGAGGGGAAAUCCAGCUGUCCAAGGAGAGGCUAGGGAUACUACCAUCUUAAGAGACUUCCUUCGCUUGAGCCACCAACAUUUUCUGGUUCAAACGUGUCAGAGGAUCCUAACCAAUUUAUUGAUGAUAUAGAUAGAUGUUGCAUAGCUUUGGGAUGUUCAAGUCAGAAAACAGUGGAGUUGGCUUCUUUCCGACUGAAGGACAUGGCAAGGAUAUGGUUUGACAACAUGGUUAGAGGAAGAGAUGUUGAGUGACCUCCUAUGUCAUGGGAGGAUUUCAGAUUGGCAUUUUUGGAUCGUUUCUUACCUGAGAGUACUAGAGAGGCGAGGGCCAGGGAGUUUGAAAGCUUGAGACAGACUUCCGAUAUGUCAGUAACAUAGUAUGAUAUCAUAUUUACACAGUUGUCUAGAUAUGCUUCUUAUUUGGUUCCAGAUGAGAUGGCUCGUACUAGGAGAUUUGUGGAUGGAUUAGAGAGAUCUUUGUUUGAGUUGGUGUCAUCUCAAAGAAACCAGUUUCCUUCCUAUGCUGCAGCUGUUGAUUGUGCCAGAAGAAUUGAAGCUAGAAGGUUGGAGGAGGGAGUUAUAUCAGAUAAGCCUAAGAGGACCAAAUAUGAUGGAUCAUUUCAAGGUCAGAAUAGUGACAGUACUUUUAGGAAACCUGGCCCAUCUGGUCAGCAAAGGUCCUUUCAGCGCUUUCAGCAACCUACAAAACUAUCAUCUCCAGUAGGUGUUUCACAAUAUAGACCUGUUGGGGGUGGUAGUAUUCAGCAUAAUUCUAGGAACUAUGGUGGGAAUUGUUCUAUGUGUCAGAGUUGUGGGAAACUUCAUUCUGGAACUUGCUUUAAGCAAGUUGGUUGCUUUCAAUGUGGGCAGGCUGGUCAUUUGAAGAAGGAUUGUCCUCAGUUGAACCAUGGGAUGAGCCAAGGGUUAGUGUUUGUAAAGGCCAAGGAGGUAGAGGAUUUGGUGGUAAAAGACAAUCCCAAUCAACAGGGGGACAAGCUCGUGUAUUUGCUCUAACAAAACAGGAUGCUCAGGCAACUAAUGCAGUUGUAUCAGGUAUAAUCCUAGUAUGUUCACUAAAUGCACAUGUAUUAUUUGAUCCGGGGUCUACACAUUCAUAUGUGUCUCCGAGUUUCGCUACUCAUUUCGGUAGGGAUCCUAGUCUACUAGAUCAUUCUUUUCUAGUGGCUACUCCAGUUGGGGAUUCCGUCUUGGUGAAGUUUGUUUUUAAAGAUUGUGAGAUUUCUAUUGAAAGCAAAGAGUUUAUGGCAAAUUUGAUUGUAUUAGACAUACUAGAGUUUGAUGUCAUUCUAGGAAUGGACUGGCUAGCUUCGUGCCAUGCUACGGUUGAUUGUCAUCACAAAAAAGUUUUGUUUAAUAUCCCAGGAGUUGAACCAUUUGAAUUUCAAGGUGAUUACAAUAUAACCCCCAUACCAUUGGUUCCAGCAUUGUGUGCAUUGCAGAUGUUACAAAAAGGUUGUCAG
Lotus japonicus is the source of this 2704-nucleotide messenger RNA. RefSeq lists its product as uncharacterized. Gene Ontology annotation, molecular function: nucleic acid binding; zinc ion binding. The transcript has 2 exons. Lineage: Eukaryota; Viridiplantae; Streptophyta; Magnoliopsida; Fabales; Fabaceae. The record is from RefSeq and is a predicted model, not a curated record. Bases 1659 to 2237 code for a protein of 192 amino acids.